This is a messenger RNA of Cyclospora cayetanensis, 987 nucleotides long. RefSeq lists its product as uncharacterized. The coding region runs from base 1 to 987 and encodes 328 amino acids. The record is from RefSeq and is a predicted model, not a curated record. NCBI's taxonomy places the organism in Eukaryota, Apicomplexa, Conoidasida, Eucoccidiorida, Eimeriidae. The transcript is spliced from 2 exons.
AUGUCUCCAGCCGAGUAUGCAGAAGGCCGCUUGCCCCUGUGGGAAGCGAUUCCGCGCCUUCGUACGUUUGGCGCACGUGUUUUCGCUGCAGCGAGAUCCGCCGCAGCAUCCGGCUGGUCAGGGGGUUCCGUGGCUGCAGGCCUGUGGAUACCGUCACUCAGUGCCGCUUGCCUCUUCCUCUACAACGGCCGUUGCUGGACGCGACUUGGCACGCAGUUCUGCCUCAAGCCGCCCUCCACAGGGAGCCGCGCCGACUCCGCGGCGUCGCUGCAGCAGGAGGCAGCAGCAAGGCGCGCUUCUGAGGCGCCUGCGCCCGCCGAGAUGAGGAACGUGGUGUUGCUGUAUCCGUGGGAUUUUCCUGCCGCGUCAGAGUGCUGCUCGCUGCUGCUGAUCCACGCGGAUACGGGGCAGUUUGUUCAUCCGCUGCAGCAGCAACAGAAGAUAAGCGGGUGUCAACGUGAGGCGGGCUGCGCCAGCUGCGACGACGCAUCCCCAGGUGCCGGCCUUGGGGUGUACGUACACCUGAGGAAAUGGGGAGUCAAGGUGCGCUCCGCACCGGCGGCUGCUGCCGCUCUUCCGGCCUUGUCGGUGUCUGCGGACGUCCUUAAAAGCCUCGAAGGCGAUGCAGCCGUUGCCGCAGCAGCUCUGGCCGUGCCGAAGCGGCAGGAAGGGGCGGCUGCAGCAGCGGAGAGCGGCGGGAGCAACACCAUUCCCGUGUUUUCAUGCCCCGCAGAUGGUAGUGCAUUGGAGGCAGUCCUCUCGCUCCCGUUUGGGGAGGCCUCCUGCUCCUCAGCAGCAGCAGGGAAGGCUAAGGAGGAAGAGCGACUUGCGCUUGGAGAGGCGCUGUGCCUUUCUCCGCGAAACAAGCGAUCGCCCUCGACUGCAGCCGCGGCAGCCUCCGGAGAGCUGCUCCUGGCCGUGCAGUCCGCCCGUUCCUGUAAUUUGCUGCAAUGCACUGAGGCUUUUCGGCUAGAUACUGCCCCGUGA